This is a messenger RNA of Cloeon dipterum, 3561 nucleotides long. RefSeq names its product Poly(U)-binding-splicing factor hfp (gene hfp). Gene Ontology annotation, molecular function: RNA binding. The transcript is spliced from 14 exons. The record is from RefSeq and is a predicted model, not a curated record. Gene Ontology annotation, biological process: mRNA splice site recognition; alternative mRNA splicing, via spliceosome; regulation of alternative mRNA splicing, via spliceosome. NCBI's taxonomy places the organism in Eukaryota, Metazoa, Arthropoda, Insecta, Ephemeroptera, Baetidae. Bases 1782 to 3326 code for a protein of 514 amino acids. Gene Ontology annotation, cellular component: catalytic step 2 spliceosome; precatalytic spliceosome.
GACUCGCUAGGAAAUAAGGAGUCUAGUCCACGGACGGUUCGUUCAAAGCGCAGAUCUUCCAACUUUUAGAGGCUCAUCGUUGUCAGUUUAUCAACAGAGGCUUUUCCCUCGAUCGGAGUCAACCGUGUAGCCAGCCGAGGUCAUUUUGCUAAGUGCCCUCUUGCUCGUGUUUCAGAGAAAGCCCACUCGCUUUUCGCAAGCCUCAGCUCGCCCAGCCAUGGCCACGGACUCCAGCUUUGCUUCAUACACGAAUGGUGGCUAUGUUGGAGGUCCUCCAGGUUCGGAACCAGCGCCGCCGGGAAUGGAAUCAAGUAAGUUAGGCCCACUGGUCGACUGGUUAAUCUGAGUUCAGUGGUGUCCAAGCGGUCUGUGCGACACCGAAGGCAAAUUUAACAUGAUUGCUGGAAUUGUUGGACCGAUAAACGCAAUCAUCGGGGCAUUUGUGUACACUGCGAGUUUUAUGGGUUUUUAGUGUUUUCAGAUGUUUUGCGGUCGAGAGCGUGCUGCCACAAAAAGUAACAGAAAUUUUAACAGACAAAUUGUUGUUAAUAAACAAUCUCGUGUAAAUGUGCGCAUGACAGCGCAGGUCGGUGGGUGGUGACGUUAGAAAGAGCGAGCGUGGCCUCCUGCCCAGGGCAAAUACAAACAAACGACGGACUGAUUGAAAACUAUGAGUCCAAGUAUAAUAAAGCGAACGAAACUGAACAAAAUCUCGAACCCAAAUAAUGUCACUCUGAAUUCAAUUCUUGUUCGUCUGCUCUUUCGUUACAGAGAAUAUCAAAGUUGUGUAAAAUGAGCUCCUCACUCUCAGACUCUGGCCGACGAGCCUCCCAACGCUGUUGACAUCAGCUUGCGUCUCAGUCCGCGCUCAUUUUUCGUGUGAAUGCUCAACAAGUGAAUGUGCCAGUCAAAAUCUAAAGAACAGUCUUAAUAUUGGAUUGUUGUCAUACAUAUUAUAUAUAUUUUUUUUAUCUUAUUUAAACUAACAACUCUUGUACUUUCGGUUCAAGGGUUGUUGAAUCAAACAUCUGGACCAUUGGAUAAUAACGGAAAAUCUCAUUCUAAUCCGUCAAAAAAUUUUUUCAGUAUGAGUGUUGAUGAGCGAUUGUUUUUUGUUGCAGGAAGAAGCGAUUAUGAAAACAAAUUUUGACGGUUUUUCUGGUUGGAUAUUGACAUUGUUUUGAUAAAGUAUAAUUAUGCAAAACGAGAACAGUAGGAAAGAGUGAAAAAAUAAGAGUAGGGCGUAAUGUGAUUACAGAACUGCCCCUCGCGUGGCUGACUGCAACCCUUGCGAUAGGCUUUGAGAGGGCUUUGGCCCGUCUCGCGCCCAAUGUACUUUUGGUAAACUUUGUUCAAAAAUCAUUAGUCCUGGGACUGCAACUUUCCAUCAGAAAACAAAUAUAUCAAAAUACUGGGAAGCAAGUAACUGCCUAGAAUUAAUUAUGUUAAUUUUAAACCACCAUAUAUUAUUCUAUACAUCUCUUAGCUGUUAAAUUUGAUACAAGUGCUGUAGAGAAGUGCAAAAUUGCCAUGACAGAGCAUGCAAUGUUGCGCCUCUUUCGCCGCCUUUCUCAUUCGCAUCUCGUAUUUCAGUGGAGUUGACGUCGCCCGCCUCGUACGACUUUCCACACUUUCCAAUUCAGGAUCUCGAUCAGACCGAACAGCUCAUCGCUGGGCCAGGAGCAAAGAGGGAUGUCAUCCUCCAGGGUCUACUGGGCCACGGCCUACCCAAAUUGUCGUCCGAGCAGCAGGAUCACGUGAACCGGGCCAAGAAGUACGCCAUGGAGCAGAGCAUCAAAAUGGUCCUCAUGAAGCAAACUCUGGCUCACCAACAACAGUUGAUGGCCAGCCAAAGGACUUUGGUGCAGCGGCAGCAAGCUCUUGCCCUCAUGUGCAGGGUAUAUGUGGGCAGCAUAAGUUUCGAGCUGAAGGAGGACACAAUCCGCCAGGCGUUUUUGCCCUUUGGUCCGAUCAAGUCGAUCAACAUGUCGUGGGAUCCUGUCACUCAGAAGCACAAGGGUUUCGCGUUCGUUGAGUAUGACAUUCCUGAGGCGGCGCAGCUGGCAUUGGAGCAAAUGAACGGCGUGAUGAUAGGCGGCAGAAACAUCAAAGUGUGCAGUUUUAACCUCUCUGUCGGCAGACCCAGCAACAUGCCACAAGCCCAGUCCGUCAUUGACGAUAUCACUGAAGAAGCGAAACACUACAACCGCAUUUAUGUCGCCUCCAUUCACCCAGACCUCACUGAAGAGGAUAUAAAAAGCGUGUUUGAGGCGUUCGGACCCAUAAAGACAUGCAGGCUAGCCCCAGGCAGCUCCCCAAACAAACACAAAGGCUACGGCUUCAUUGAGUACGACACGGCACAGUCAACGACAGAAGCCAUUUCCUCGAUGAAUCUAUUUGACCUUGGAGGUCAGUACCUGAGGGUUGGCCGUGCCAUCACGCCUCCCAACGCCCUGCAGGUCAACACCGCCACCAAGAGCUCUGUGCAGUUAUCGUUUCAGCCGUUGGCGGCUAACCAGAUGCCCACAGCGGCCGCCGUAGCAGCGGCGGCGGCCACGGCUAAAAUACAGGCCAUGGACGCGGUAGCGAGCAACGCAAUGGCACUUGGUCUGUCAAAGUUGACAACGGCGGCUCCUGUCAAACCGGCCAUCGUGGUGCCCACUGGCCUCUCACCCGUCGGGGUCCAGAUGCAGUCGCAAAGCCCCGUCAUCAUUCCACCUCCAGGGGUUGCCAUCCCACAGCUUGGUUCUACGCCUCCCAUUAUAACAGCUUACCCUGGUGUGGUGCAACAGCCUGUCACCGUCUCCCCUUCUAUUCUACCAGUCACGCAAGCACAAAACAGUGCCAAUGAAGCUCUUAAGAAAGCCCAGGAGCAAGCACAGAAGCAGCAAGAAGAAUUACAGAAAAAACUUAUGGACGACUCUGAGCCACAAACGUUGCAGGCACAGGAGAAUCUCAGUAUUAAGGGACAGAGUGCAAGACAUUUGGUUAUGCAGAAGCUGAUGAGGAAGACUGAGCAAAGUCGGGUUGUCAUCCUUAGGAACAUGGUUGGCCCAGAGGAAGUAGAUGAAACGUUGCAGGAGGAAAUCCAAGACGAGUGCACCAAAUUUGGUAUUGUGGACAGAGUUAUAAUAUAUAAGGAGAAGCAAUCAGACGAUGAUGAUGCAGUAGACGACAUCAUAGUAAAAAUAUUUGUGCAGUUUUCGAAAUCCUCCGAAGCAAUUAUCGCAAGGGACGCCCUUAACGGGAGGUACUUUGGGGGGCGGCUCGUCAGAGCAGAGAUCUACGAUCAAAACCUGUACGAUCACAAUGAUUUCUCAAAUUAGGCUUUUUUUAUUUCAAUUUUGCCGCUGCGGUCACUGCUUAGCUGGAGAAGUGUAAUAUCUAUUUCAUAAAUAGAGAGCCACCUCAUAUUUUUACUUAUGUACUCAAAAAUUGUGAGCGUAAAUGGUUUUGAGUCUAAUCAUGUGAAAAAUAAAUCAUUUAAUUCUUUUAUAAUUUUGCUUGGAUGUGUAGCUAACGAGAAUCGUAAAAUAAAAUAUAGUGUCUUUAAGUAAAAAA